Molecule: messenger RNA, 980 nt
Organism: Galdieria sulphuraria
Lineage: Eukaryota; Rhodophyta; Bangiophyceae; Galdieriales; Galdieriaceae
Product: potassium channel beta subunit
Exons: 2
Coding region: 21-959 (312 amino acids)
Source: RefSeq, a predicted model, not a curated record
CCGACACUGCCUACUUGUUGAUGAAAAGAGCCUACGAGAUAGGUUGCAACUUUUUUGAUAAUGCAGAAAAUUAUGCUGCAGGUGAAGCAGAAAAGAUCAUGGGAUAUGCUUUUCAACGAGGUGUUCAAGAAGGAAUUUGGUCAAGAGAAGACUUGGUUUUCAGUACAAAGAUAUUUUUUGGUUCCAAAGGAGAGUUGGAUUCCGUCAACUCAAAGGGUCUCACUAGAAAGCACGUUAUAGAAGGACUUGGAGCAUCUCUUCGAAGAAUGGGUUUUGAAUAUGUGGAUAUUGUCUUUUGUCAUAGGCCUGAUCCACUGACUCCCAUCGAAGAAACUGUUCGUGCUUUGAAUUAUGUGAUCGAACAAGGAAUGGCGUUUUAUUGGGGAACGAGCGAAUGGUCAGCUCAAGAGAUUACUGAAGCGUGCAGAGUUGCUGACCUUUACAACCUCAUAAGACCAAUAGCAGAACAACCCCAGUAUAAUAUGUUUCAUCGAAGACGUGUAGAAAUUGAAUAUCAACCGCUUUAUCGAGAUUAUGGCUUAGGAACUACGGUUUGGUCUCCUCUUUCUUGGGGUAUUUUAACUGGAAAAUAUAGUGGAAAAAUAGUCCCUGCUGGUUCUCGUCUUUCCUUGGAGAAAUACAAAUUUUUUCAUUCGAGAGCUUUUAGUGAGCGAAUCUGGCAAUUGGAAAAGACUGAUGCGUUGAAACCAUUGGCACAAGAACUAGGUUGUUCUGUUGCUCAGUUGGCACUUGCGUGGUGUGCCUGUAAUCCUAGUGUUUCCACAGUCAUUACUGGAGCCACUAAAGUAGAACAAGUGGAAGAGAAUUUUCAUUCCAUUUAUAUCAUUCCAAAGCUCAAUUCCAACUACCUUAAGAGAAUUGAUGAGAUUAUUGGAACCAAGCCUGAACCAAGUGCAGAAACCAAAGCAGCCAGAAAAGUCCGUGGAAUGGAACGUUGAGAUGUUUUCUUUCAUUAUAGA